Messenger RNA from Laccaria bicolor S238N-H82, 1215 nucleotides. RefSeq names its product WD-40 repeat-containing protein. Bases 1 to 1215 code for a protein of 404 amino acids. NCBI's taxonomy places the organism in Eukaryota, Fungi, Basidiomycota, Agaricomycetes, Agaricales, Hydnangiaceae. The record is from RefSeq and is a predicted model, not a curated record. Gene Ontology annotation, molecular function: protein binding. The transcript has 7 exons.
AUGCCUCCUCCUCCGGCACCUACACCUCCGGCACCUGCCCAUUUCCUUCGUUCUCAUACAUCACCCAUCAGCGCUCUCGCGGUAUCGGACGACAAUGAAAGGAUCUAUUCCGCCGACGCUUCAGGGAAGGUUGUGGUAACCUCUACCAGGUCCUUACGCGCCAUUACGGCCUGGAAUCCACAUAGCGACAGUAUACUUGGAGUCGAAGAAUCGGAGGCACAAAUAGUAACACAUGGCAGGGACAAUAAAUUACAUGUCUGGACUCGGAUUGAAGAGAUGCCUUCGUCCGCCCGUCUUGGCGGGUCUGCGGCUCUACCAAGCCUGCCCACGCCGACUUUGUGUUAUUCAAUGGACGUUAACGCGCUAAACUACUGUCGAUUUUCUUUGCUUAAGUUACGUGAAGAAUCCGAGGAAGUCAAGGCUUUAAUAGCUCUGCCAAACCUAGUAGAUUCAUCGGUGGCAGACAUUUGGUCAUUACCCCAGCUUGAUCGAAUACACGCUGCUAUCGGUCAGGACAGCGCGAAAUCGAUUUUUUCACCAGACGCGAAAGUCAAUAAAUCUGGAAUCAUUAUGUCGAUGCACCUUUUUUAUCCUUCCGCAGACUCAUCCUCGCCCUCGACAUCCAGCGCCUCCCAAGUACACCUAAUGUGUGCCUACGAAGAUGGCGGCGUGACUCUGCGUAGAUACACGCAGACCGACAGAUUGAAAUCGGUCCAAGGUGCGGGUUGGGAAGCUAUUUGGAGUGUUAAACUCCAUACCGAGACGAUCAUGGCAAUGAGGGUUUCAAAAUCAAGUUCAUUUGCCUUGACUGUGUCGGCAGACCAUAUUGUUGGGUAUUACGAUUUAACGGGGCAAUCCUCGGCAAACAAUGCAUGUACUGUUCAUCGGACGAAACACGCUGGUAACGGAUCAAUUGCUAUACGCGACGACGGCAAGAUCUGUGCCAUUGGUGGAUGGGAUGGAAGGAUACGCCUUUACUCGACACGAACAUUCAAACCUCUUGGAACAUUGAAGUAUCACAAAUCUGCUUGUCAAUGUGUGGAGUUUGCUCGGGCAGGAGACUACAGUCUUGGGAUAAAGCCUCGUGUGCUGGCCGACGAGGACGAUGACGAAUUUAACGUUAAUGAGAAAGAAGAUCGUACUCGGUGGCUUCUAGGAGGAGGAAAGGAUAACCGUGUUACCGUGUGGUCCUUGAUCAGCUUUGAAAAGUUUUGA